Messenger RNA from Williopsis jadinii, 1190 nucleotides. It is a transcript of the gene COX18, whose product is annotated as membrane insertase COX18. Bases 37 to 996 code for a protein of 319 amino acids. Gene Ontology annotation, biological process: protein insertion into mitochondrial inner membrane from matrix; mitochondrial respiratory chain complex IV assembly. Gene Ontology annotation, cellular component: mitochondrial inner membrane. Gene Ontology annotation, molecular function: membrane insertase activity. NCBI's taxonomy places the organism in Eukaryota, Fungi, Ascomycota, Saccharomycetes, Phaffomycetales, Wickerhamomycetaceae. The transcript has a single exon. The record is from RefSeq and is a predicted model, not a curated record.
CACAGUGAUACGCGGUGACGACGUACUCAGGGAGAUAUGCUAAGACCACAGCUUAGACUGGGCAGUCUGCACAUGCAAAAGAGGACGUUUGUCUCCUCGCCAACGGAUGUUAUAACGGUGCUGACCUCAGGGCUCGAGGCUCUCCACUCGACAACCCCACUGACGUGGUGGAUGAUAAUACCGAUGGCCACCAUCACGUUCAGAACCAUGUUUACGCUACCAAUAGCCAUAAUCCAGAGAAGAAGAACACAGAGACAGGCACAGCUGACGCCCUUGGUCCAGGCGAUGGGUCCUAUUCUGAGGCUGAAAUUGGCACAGAGGGCUACAAGCGCAAAGGCUCUGGAGUCACAGCAGCAGUCACCAGAGGCUAAGAUGAUUGGUGGCCAGGCUGCAGGGUUGAGCUACGAGCAGAUCAUGGUUCUCUCGUCGAAGGAGAGAAGGAGAAGGCAGAAGAAGCUGUACAAGGACCACAACUGCCAGAUGUGGAAGAAUCUGAUCCUUCCUGGAGUUCAGAUCCCACUGUGGAUUGCGAUGAGUGCCACGUUUAGAGAUCUGACCGGAUGGACAGACAUCACGUCGAAUCCAAUGGACCCAGCCUUGACUACAGAGGGGUUCCUGUGGGUGAGCGACCUCACCCUCAGUGACCCCCUGGCAAUAUUGCCAAUUGUGCUUGGGACGCUGGCACUGACCAACGUCGAGUGGAAUGCAAAGACGUACUCAUUACAGAACACCCAUGUUCGUCGCUCGCUGAGGAUCACACCAUUGGAGUCCAUACUGAACAUCUCCAGAUUCGGCACCGUCUUCCUGAUGGCCAUUGCAACACAGGCUCCCAGCGGACUGGCGUUGUACUGGAUCUCUUCCAAUGCGUUCUCACUGACUCAGAACAUGGUGCUGGAUAGGUACAUCCCAAUGAGAUACCAGGAACAGGAGAGAUGGAGUGGCAGAGAGGCUCCAGAAGGCUCGAGACCGUUGGCUAGCAGACCUGAGAGAGAGUGAUGUGUGGUGUCUCACGGAGCCUUGUUGGAUUGUAAAUAGCUUCACCGGCCAGGUGGUGAUAAUUGACGAGUGCUUUGGUGGGUUUUCCCCUGCCAGAUGUGCAAUAUCAUAGAUUCCUUGCUUCAAUUGGGUAUUAAUACCCAUAGCACGAUUAUAAUAAUUAUAUAAUAUAAUAUAAUAUAAUAUAAUAUAAU